Rhodofomes roseus is the source of this 1410-nucleotide messenger RNA. RefSeq lists its product as uncharacterized. The transcript has 6 exons. NCBI's taxonomy places the organism in Eukaryota, Fungi, Basidiomycota, Agaricomycetes, Polyporales, Fomitopsidaceae. The record is from RefSeq and is a predicted model, not a curated record. Bases 1 to 1410 code for a protein of 469 amino acids.
AUGACAGCACCACAAUCCCCUUCAUCCGCAUCCACACCCGCCAAUUCCACCGCAGUGACUCUAUCGAGUGUUCCGACAUCUGCAUUCCUCACUGGUAGCGAAUCUCCCAUUCAAAACGGGUCUAGUUCGACGUCACUUCCCUCGACUUUGAUCAGCGGCAUAAGGCCCUCAAAUAGGGCGUCUUCCCCGGUCGCAACUAGCAACGCAACUGCGUCUCCUGACGGCGCCGAUGCCAGCGCGUCCUCUCCGCGUCACAAGAGCACCGCUGCUAUUGCAGGCGGCAUUGUGGGAGGCCUGCUAGGCCUCCUACUUCUCCUCGGCUCUCUGCUCUGGCUCAGGCGGAGGCAGCGCCGGCUCAGAGUCCCGCCUUCCGCGGAGUUCAUGGGCGUAGUCGGUGCAUUCAGCCCAGAGCCGUUGCGAGCUACCCCUCGUUUCAAGCUUGCGCGUGACAGCUCGUACGAGCCGGGGGAGCCACCGCCACCCUUCAUUCCGAGCGCAUAUAGCGACCAGUUCUUUGAGAAGGAGAAGGGCGCGGGUGGUGAGGAGGAGCGAUCCGAGGGGGAGGACGACGCGGAGGGGUACAUGGAUGGAUCUAUGGACGAGACGCUGCAUGACACCUCCUCCCAUGAUGAGAAGAUCGUUGAGUCAUCUUACUGCGAUUUAGUAGGGAAUUGGACUUCUACGAAAAGGCUCGCUGCGACUGGUACCACUUGCUCCUCCGCCUUACAGACGUACUUGCAGAGACGGGUGCUGAGGGCUGAGGUCAUCUACGACCCAGUCGAGUCGAUAAUAGCAUCUGAGUGGUCAUUUGAAUCACAACAGGCGUCGAGUAUUGAUGCUCAAGCAAACGCUCAUAUAGCAGGCAUCGCCCUGUCAUCACCCCCACCCACCAUGCCACCGAUACUAGGGACGGUUACACCCGCGGAUCCUGCGGCGGCGCCUGCCAACCAACCCUACAACUACCACUGCGUAUGGUCUGAUCGCCCAAUCAUCAAGUGCAUCGACUAUCGCUACGAUGCACGAGUCGAAGACACCGAAUGGGGCCACGGGAACAUCGGUGUCCAAUCCGUCCAACACGCUCAGCACAUCAGUGCCAAACAUCACAGCCACACCGCCGCCAUUGCUGGUGGUGUCAUCGGCAUGCUGGCCGUCCUGUUUCUUGCUUCAGGCGUAUGGUUCAUGUGGAGACGGCGAGGACGGAGAAUUGCACCAUCUACCUGGUUCAUGGCUACAGGUAUUCUUCCCAAGCCUGGGCUGGUGCCUGUUCAAAGUCGCUUCGUCCGCCUUGACGCGGGCGAGGACGAGGAUCCGCCCCCUGCGUAUGAGCGGGCCUUCGAGGAAGCGGCACCGACACAUGCAGAGAGGGGAGCCAUUGACGAAAAGUCGGAGAGCAGGGUGUCAAGGGAAUAA